Molecule: messenger RNA, 1566 nt
Organism: Fusarium tjaetaba
Lineage: Eukaryota; Fungi; Ascomycota; Sordariomycetes; Hypocreales; Nectriaceae
Exons: 1
Coding region: 1-1566 (521 amino acids)
Source: RefSeq, a predicted model, not a curated record
AUGAUAAUCAAUGGCCGUUGCUCUCGGGGCCACGGACUCAGUGCCGACGCACCUAUGUGUGUCGGUUCCCAGUUGUCUGUACAGAGCUGGCUCGCCAUCACUGGCAUCCAAUUUUCGCUUCUCAGCACCAUAUUGCUGCCCCGCAUCUCAUCAAUAACACUUUCCAAGUGUUUUACAAAAGCUGUCGAAACCACAGGAAUGCGACUGGAUCGUCUGCUUAACUCCCUCUCAUCAGCCCCGCUCUCCGCUCAACUUCGGGGAUCGAAGAAGGCCAUCCAACUCCGAUGUCUAGCCUUUCUGCUUGCAGCACUCGUGAGCAUUCUCUAUAAGUUCUCCUUCGUCACCGUCGAUGCAAAGGGUAUGCUCGCGAUUCCAAAAGGGCAGACCUACUACAAUUAUAACUCUGACGGUUAUCCUGAUGCCGACACCAGCUAUACUGAAAUCGGCGAGUCGGACAUGCCCCGAGAGUACAACUAUGCUUUGGGGGAAGGGGUCCCGUCUACCAUACUCUCAACAAACCUCAUUGACUUCAUCACUGUCAACAAUGGGUCCGUGAUUGUCGUGAGCGACCCAGGCAUGGCCUUUGAGCAUAGGGUUACUACCGAUCUAAUUGUAGGGCCAAAGGUGAAUGCGACGCGAGUGGCAAGAGUUAUCAAUGGGACUGUGCAAUCAUGUAGCCCCUUAUUGUACCUUCGGAGCUCGUUCUAUGUCCUGCGCUCAAUUGGUGACUUUGAUGCUAUCAAGUGGCCUCUUGUUAAGUCAACGCCAUACAACAACGGGGUACGAAUCGAUUAUACCCCUUGGAACUCAACCACAUUUAAUGGGGGCAUCAUGGACAUUACCUCCUUGGCCAAUGGAUCAAUGCAGGCGUGGGCCGUCCAGCAUCCACUUGCCUUCCAGCGACAAGCGGGCAAUGAGGGCAUCUACGACUACAGAGUUACCGUUGAUACGCGAUACUGCUACGGUUAUAUUAGCUGGUCAAACUCGGUUACUUACGGUCAUUUUGAAAUAGAGGAGCCAACCGACAUUCAAUGCCAGGUUUCCCCUUUCAAUGUGGCUACAUGGAACAAGACACAGUGGGCAUUCAACGCAAAAACGUUCAUGCAGGCAGCCCUUGCUGGAAAGACUAUUGACGACAGUUUCUGGAUGACUGCGCUGCCCAUAAUUCCAAUCGUUAGUGAUCACUCAUCUAUCCACAGAGAGUUUGGCCCGCCGACAGAGAGGAAUCCACGGUGUAGCACCAUCGCUUCAGACUCAUUCGCGGUUUCUGAGGGUAUAAUAAGGGCAUCGAGGACGGGCAUGACGGCUUUGGGAAUAGCGCUGCAGGGGCUGGCAAUCGUGGCAGCCAUUGUGGCCCUGUGCUUGAUUAUGUGGCCAAGACUGCCACUACUUACAGAGUGGCCUGCACAGUGGCUUGCCUUGGCAGAAGGUUUGGAUCACUCUGUAGUAAAGGAAGCUGUCAAAGGAGGGGUAACAGUAUCUAGUGUUGAGUCCAGCGCUAUUGUGUUUCUGUCAUUAUCCCAAGGAGAGAGCAACGAGUUGCGCCUAUUAGGUGUCAGGUCAUAG